GAUGCUGCCUUCUCUGUUAAAACUAUGUUCUGCUUAAUAACUACUGUUUUUGCUUUGCAAAUGCUACCUGCCAUGCACUCCCUUUAGUCUCCAUCCAUUUGCCAAGCAUUAUUUGGAGAAGUAAAAGCUGCCAUGACUAUGAGUGAUAUUGCGCGACAUGCUCUUCUUGGUGAAGGAAACCCAAAUGUCAAGGGUGCUUCUCAGAUUGACAUGAGUAAGGAAGAGUAUGCAGAAGUUAAUGAAUCUAAUGUACAAAAUUGGUUAAAAGGCAUCAGAGAUGGAGGCCUAAACACCAUGCUGUUUAAGUUAAAAAGAAACAAGAUGCCAAUUACAGUGGAGCAGAAGGUCCAGACCUGCGAAACCGGAUGCCACUUUUCAGGACAGGCAUGGUUAAAUGGUCCCCUAGAGGGACUUGGCUGCAAUACAUUAUGAUCACAUCAUCUACAAAGCUGAAGGAGCCCUUAUUCCCAUGGCUACUUGCGAUCAUCCUAGGGUAACUUCUUUAUUUCUUGACAGUUUUUUUUUUUUUUUUGCUUUUAAACAUUACAAAAUUGUGAUCUUUCUCAUGAAUUAUUUCAGGCUAGUCAAGUUGACUUCUCUCCACUGGAGAAGUAUCUGGUUACCUACAGCAGACUGCUGGAUCGUUAGGUCAAUUAUAUUUCCUCUCUUGCUAGAUGGACUUUGAAAGUUACUCUUUCUUGUGGGGAUGCAAUCCAUGCGUUCUAAUAGAUGAUUUCUUUUUAUUAGGCCACGCUGAAAAUAUUUGUCGUAGAAACUCGAGCAUUACUUAAAGAAUUAACAGGUCAUGAUUGUGAUUUUCUGGGAACAGGAGUUUGUCGUAUUUCUGAUAUUUCUUUCUCUUAUCAGGUUUUUACAUGUUGAAUGGAAGCAAGCACACUUCAAUUCAUGCACAUUAAUGUUGUUAUCCACUCAAGUGUCUAUUUGUUAUUAAUAUAUUUGCAGGUGGAGUGCAGAUGAGAAGUGCUUGGCCUUGAUAGAGAAAAACAUAUUAUGUAUCUACGCGGAUGAGACACUUGUUGGUCACCCUAUCGCAUUAAUAAGGAAUGUUAUAGAUUUUUGUUGGCCACCUACAGAUCCUUUCAUUGCACUGUUGCGUUAUGAUGAUUCUGCUGGUGAUGUUAAGGUAUUUUUUUCACCCAAAGAUUGUUCAUGUAUCUUCCUGAAACUUUGUGUAUUUCCCUUAUGUACAAGUUGAAUUUCUAUGAUUUUAGUUUUCAUCUUCUCAAUUUUAUGUGCAAUUGAGUAUUGUUAAAGUUCCCGAGGGGAAGAAUGUGGGCACAAAAAAGCUCAACGAUGUUGGCCACUUCAAAAUCUAUUGCAAAGAGCAAAGGGAAUAUGUUGCUUGUACGUUUAAGAGUCUAGAAGAAAAGAAGAGGAUGGACACUGGGAUUCUUAUAAUAGAAGUUGGAGAACAAAAAUCAUCCUACGUACCUUCUAGCCUUAGCAGAAGAUGCUCUGUUGAAGAAAUAGGAAAAUAAGCUGAGGUCUCAGAGGCUGCACAAGCUAGGUUGCUUUUGCAGACCUAUCAUCACAGACCUCAGGGUAAAAAGGAGCAACCUUUCCUGCUAUGCAGGAAAGGUCACUUCAACCCAUACCCUUAGUAGAAAGAGCUGUUAGGCAACCGUUACAAUACUUUUCUCAAUACAACAAAUCAUGUAUAUAUAUCAACAUCUCCCUGUAAAGAACUUAGAAUUCUAAUUUUCAAUACACAACUCUCUUCAUUGUUCUUUUCACAUGGUAUCAAAGCCUGGUUGCCACCAGUAAACAUCAUCUACCAAAAAAAAAAUUUCCCUUCUUCCAGCCAUGUCUCAAAAUGAAAAAUUAACCAAUAUAAUCCUUAAAGUCAACUCCAACUAUUUCGAAUGGUCUAAAACUGUGUAUAUUGCCCUUAGUGGCAGGAAAAAGUUGAGUUUUAUCAACGGGUCAAAACAAAGGCCAAAACCAGCAAGGCCAGAAGCCCCAACCAAAGAAGAAAUUGACAGAAUAGAGGAAUGGCAGACAUCUGACCAUUUGGUCAUGUCUUGGCUCACAAAUACUAUGGAGCCCCAAAUAUCCCGAUUUUGCAUCCUGAUGGAAUCAUCAAAAUCAAUUUGGGAAAAAAUGCAAAGCCUCUAUGGCCACCAACACAAUUUUGCACAUAUAUUCAGACUCAAACAGGAGUUAGCGCAAAUCACUCAGGGAACACAAAGUUCAUCGCAAUAUGCAACAGAAAUACUCACCCGAUGGGAAGAGUUGCAGAACUAUAUUCCGCCUUCAAUCGACCCUCUAGAAAUCCAAAAAAGGAACGAACAAGAUCUGGUAUACACUUACCUUGGAGGACUGGAUUCAAGCUAUGAAAGCCUGAGAUCACAGAUCCUCCUCACGUUCGAGCUUCCUUAAAUAGACGAAGUAAUAGCCAGCGUUCAGCGCAAAGAAACGCGGAGGAACACUAUGAGCGUCUCCUUCCCCUCGCAACCCACGGACAAUCACGCCUACAAUGCUCAACGCGAAGGCACUCGACAGCGCAGAGGGCCAAGCAUCGCGCGCUGUGACUAUUGCCAAAGGCAGGGCCACUCACGCGAGACCUGCUGGCACAUACACCCGCACUUGAAGCCUUCGCGGGGAUGGGACGGAGCAGUAGCGAUGCGCAGAGGGGGAAGAGGAGAAAGGAGAGGGGGUUGCGGCAGAAGAGAGGAGAGUUGGACAAAAGAAAGAAUGGGAGAAAGAAUGGAUGUAGGGUUAAGUGUAUAUGCCGGGUCGGGUAUUUUUAAUCAAACCCGACCCGAACCCGGCCUACACACCCGACCCGAACUCGGCCUUUACUC
Messenger RNA from Ricinus communis (castor bean), 2825 nucleotides. Its product is annotated as protein HASTY 1-like. NCBI's taxonomy places the organism in Eukaryota, Viridiplantae, Streptophyta, Magnoliopsida, Malpighiales, Euphorbiaceae. The transcript has 3 exons. Bases 133 to 432 code for a protein of 99 amino acids. The record is from RefSeq and is a predicted model, not a curated record.